Messenger RNA from Musa acuminata subsp. malaccensis (wild Malaysian banana), 3641 nucleotides. NCBI's taxonomy places the organism in Eukaryota, Viridiplantae, Streptophyta, Magnoliopsida, Zingiberales, Musaceae. The record is from RefSeq and is a predicted model, not a curated record.
AGCUGCAGCAGAGUGAAGAUACUUUUAAGACCCAAUGGAUCUUCUCUCAUCCCUUCCUGACAUGUUAAUAAUCACUUCUGCUCCCCAUGGCUCCACCUUUUGUUGUCCUGAGUUCAGCAUCUCUGCUUACAUCCUCUCUGUCUGUCUCUUCAUCAUCUUCAUGCUCUUCCCAUCCUACAUAGACAAACAAAGGAUACAAGGGACUGGGAGAUAGCUCAACUGAGAGAGAGAGAGAGAGAGGAAAUGGAAGAGGCCAAGGAUGCCAAGAGGGCUAACAGGAAGGAAUGCAGUAGCCCAAUGGAAGGGAGGCCUCAUCCCACCAAGCUUGUGGAACUGUGCAACCCUCAUCAGCUUACCCACCUCCAAGAUGGUUCCUGCCACAGCAGGAAAUACCAGGCUUACCCGGCUCUUCUGCCCCUCCCUCUUCCUCUCCCUUUGCCUCCGCCGGUGCUGCUUCACAUCCCUCCGAUAUGUACUCUCCCUCAUAGCAUAAACCCCAAACCAAGAGCUCACAUCCACCGAGCCUGGCGGAAGGAGAAACCUUUGGAGGCACAGGUUGCAGUCUUACCGCUUCCUCCAGCAGAUAUCAAGUUGAUCAGACCGCAAACCGACUUGAUGCCGGAAAUUAAGAUCUCCGACAUGGGUGGAAAAUGCGUAGACUGUCACUUGAAACCGGUGGCUGAUCAACAAGCAUUGGUUGCCACCAGGAGGCCUGAUGCCGGUGGUGCGGAGGGGCCUGUCAUUCACCUUCUUGCAAAUCACUUUCUGGUACGGUUUGAUCCCUUGCAGAAAAUCUACCAUUAUGAUGUGAAUAUUUCUCCCCGCCCCUCCAAGGAAAUUGCUCGAAUGAUCAAGAGGAAACUCGUAGAGGACAACUCAGACAUUCUUUCUGGUGCGCUGCCGGUUUUUGAUGGCCGCAAGAAUUUGUACAGUCCAGUCGAAUUCCAAGAGCAUAAGCUCGAGUUCUUCAUAAGUCUACCAAUCCCGGUGACAAAGCACGUGCGUGAUGAAGGUGGCAGUGUGCUCCUUGAAAACAAGAAAUCUAAGCUGUUCAGGGUAAAUAUAAGACUAGCUUCCAAGUUGAAUGGAGAGGAACUGAGCAAAUUUUUGAAAGAAGAGGAAGAUGGAGCUUCUCUUCCUCAAGACUAUCUCCAUGCGUUGGAUGUUGUCUUGCGCGAGAAUGCAACAGAGAAUUGCAUUCAGAUGGAGAGAUCAUUGUACUCGAACACCAUGGGUGGAGCAAAAGACAUUGGUGGUGGUGUUGUUGGAAUGAGAGGCUUCUUUCAGAGUCUUAGACCAACAAAACAAGGCCUCUCCCUCAAUGUUGAUUUCUGUGUGACAGCUUUUCAUGAGAGCAUUGGCAUCAUCCCUUACCUACAAAAGCGUUGCGACUUUUUACGAGAUCUCUCGCAUAAGAAAACCAGGGGAUUGAUAGGAGAAGAGAAAAGGGAAGUGGAGAAGGCUUUGAAAAACAUUAGAAUCUUUGUCUGCCACCGGGAAACAGAUCAGAGAUACCGAGUUUAUAGCCUGACCGAUGAAGUGACGGAGAAUCUCAAGUUCAGAGACAGAGAUGGAAAGUACUUGAUGUUGGUUGAUUAUUUCAAGGAUCAAUACAACCAUGACAUACAAUUUAGAAACCUUCCAUGCUUGCAGAUCAGCAAAAGUAAACCAUGUUAUCUACCGAUGGAGCUCUGUAUGGUUUGUGAAGGCCAGAAGUUCCUCGGAAAACUUUCUGAUGAGCAGGCUUCGAGGAUUCUGAAGAUGGGCUGCCAACGACCUGGUGAACGGAAGGACAUGAUCAAUGGCGUCAUGGGGGGAAGAGUUGGCCCAGCAAGUGGGCUUUAUGCAGCUCAGUUCCAGCUUCAAGUUUCUCGCGAGAUGACACAACUUUGCGGAAGAGUUCUUGAACCUCCCAAACUCAAGCUCGGUGAUGGUGGGCAGGUUAGAGAUAUAACUCCAUCUCGAUAUGACCGGCAGUGGAACUUGCUCGACAGUCACGUGGCUGAAGGCAGCCAUAUCAGAAGGUGGGCUUUGAUAAGUUUUGGUGGAACACCAGAACAGCGGUCCUGCAUUCCUAAGUUCAUAAGCCAACUCUCAUACAGAUGCGAGCAGCUUGGAAUAUUUCUGAAUAAGAAAACUAUUGUCAACCCAUCAUUUGAGCAGAUUCAAGUUCUGAACAACGUGUCCGCUCUGGAAAAUAAACUCAAAAAACUCCAUGAAGCUGCUUCAGGAAACCUGCAACUGGUCAUCUGUAUAAUGGAAAAAAAGCAUAGAGGAUAUGCCGACUUAAAGAGAAUUGCCGAGACAGUUAUAGGUGUCAUAAGUCAGUGUUGCUUAUAUUCCAAUCUGACUAAGCUUAGUUCACAAUUCCUGGCCAAUUUAUCCCUGAAAAUCAAUGCUAAGCUUGGUGGCUGCAAUGUGGUGUUAUAUAAUACUCUACCCUGCCAACUACCUAGAAUUUUCUCAGACGAUGAGCCUGCCAUCUUUAUGGGUGCAGAUGUUACACACCCGCAUCCACUGGAUGAUGUUAGCCCAUCUGUCGCGGCUGUCGUUGGAAGUAUGAACUGGCCUGCAGCAAAUAAGUACAUUUCUAGGAUGAGAUCACAGACUCAUCGGCAAGAAAUCAUCGAAGACCUCGAGGCUAUGGUUGGUGAGCUAAUUGAGGAGUUCCUUUUUGCAGUCAAAAAACUUCCCAAAAGAAUUAUUUUCUUCAGAGAUGGCGUAAGCGAGACCAUGUUUCAUAAGGUGCUGAAGGAAGAACUGCAGGCCAUUAGAGUAGCUUGCUUGAGAUUUUUCAAUUACAAGCCUACCAUUACAUUUCUUGUAGUCCAGAAAAGACACCACACAAGGCUCUUCUUCAAUGAAAAGAAAGCUUCUUAUGGUCAAUUCUCUGAUGAAAACAUACCACCAGGAACCGUCGUGGAUACGGUGAUUACCCAUCCAAGGGAAUUCGAUUUCUACCUAUGUAGUCACUGGGGGAUGAAGGGGACAAGUAGACCCACCCACUAUCAUGUUCUAUGGGAUGAGAACCAGUUCAAAUCUGACGAAGUGCAGAAACUGAUCCACAACCUCUGCUAUACAUUUGUCAGGUGCACCAAACCAGUUUCUCUUGCACCCCCUGCAUAUUAUGCUCAUCUUGCUGCGUAUAGAGGUAGAUUGUAUCUAGACAGGUCUGAUUCCACGACAUUCACAAGAUCGACACUAUCUAGAGCUGGACCUUUACAGACGGCACCGCUGCCAAAGCUCAGAGACAAUGUCAAGAAGCUGAUGUUCUACUGCUGAGUAGUUUUUCCGUUAUGCUGAUAAAUUUUUGACAACCGGUUAACGUGUGAAGAUAUCACAUGGCCGGUCAGUUUCGAGUGGCAAUGUGCAGCGCAAGCAGCAUUCUUUUUGUGGUGCUGUCUGUAUCGACUGGUAAUUCAAUAUCGAAGAAGUUCGUCCUACGAACGAAAGGAUAUUCAAACACCAAAAAGGUACUCCCAAUUUCCGUCUGUGCUAAUACAUUGUAGUUUGCUGAUUUUGCUGCGAUAUUUUGAUAUAGUGAACAGUAUUAUCUUUCUUUAAGCUGGCAUAUUUAUGGUCAAGUGUACAAGCUUUAUUUUGUUGCCUAGAUUGCAAUAAAAGUAUACUAAGUUGGGUGU